Messenger RNA from Monopterus albus (swamp eel), 1658 nucleotides. RefSeq lists its product as uncharacterized. The transcript has 2 exons. The record is from RefSeq and is a predicted model, not a curated record. Lineage: Eukaryota; Metazoa; Chordata; Actinopteri; Synbranchiformes; Synbranchidae. Bases 868 to 1524 code for a protein of 218 amino acids.
ACCCCAGUUCACAAUUACUGUUCAUUGCUUCCACCUGCUACUCGUUACCCCCUGGUUCUUCAGCCCAUAUAUUCUCCUCCUUUCCCUCAGUCUCUUGCCGGUUCAUUCUAUUCACCACCCCCAGAGUUUCUGUUUUGUCUGUACUCCAGCCACUACCUGCCUACACCAGACCUGCCUCCAUCCAGCCGGUCCCCAGUGCAGCUAUCCUGCCUGAAUAUAGCCCAACUCACCCACUUUGCUCCCACUUCAUUCUGACGCAGCUGCCCUGCCCCAUUCCAAUUCAGGUCAUCCUGCUUGCUUUGUUCCAACCUCACUCCAGUGCUGCCAGCCAGCCAGCUUCACCUCGACUUACUUGCUCUGCUUCUGCCCCGCACCAGUAUCACCUACCAUCUCCAGUUCAGCCUACCUGCUUUGUGACGGGCUAAUCUCAGCUCCACCAACUUUCUAUGCCCCAGUCUCACUCUAGUGCCUGCCUCCUGUCCAUUCUCCUAAGGACCUCCAAUGCCAGCCUUGACCUCCUACUCGGCACCAAGAUAAUCUUCCUUCCAACUUGGUCGUCCACCCAAAUGGCCUCGAGUUCCUGUUUGCCUCCAAAGUUACUUUUCCGAACUACCUCAGACUCCUGCUCAAAGCCGAGGCCGUCCGCCUCAGUUGCCUCGAGUUUAUGUUCAACUAUGAGGUCGUCCUCUUGAGUGGCCUCUCCAGUCCUCUGCGGUUUCUCCAGUUUUCUGUUGGGUCACUCAGUCACCUUCCCGAGUGGCUUUCCCCGAUCCCUGCCAGGUUAAUGAGGCUGUCCGCCCAAGCAGCCUUCUCAACUCCCUGUCUGGUCCCGAGGCCGUCCACCCGCAUGGUAUCUCAAGUUCCCUGAUGGGUGUCCCAGUCAUCUGCCCAAGCAACUUUCUGCCAGAUUUUGGGGUCAUCCACCAGAACGGCCUCUCCAGCUUCCUGUUGGGUCCUGAGGUUUCCUGCCUGAACGGCCUCCUCUGCUUUUCGCAUGGCACCUGGACCAUCCUCCCAGAUGACCUCCUUUGCUCAUUACCUGGCAUCCGGGCCAUCUUUCUGAAAGUCCUCCUCUGCCUCUCAUGGGGCUGCGAAGUUGUCCUCCAGAGCAGCCUUCUCUGCUGCCUGCCUGGUUCAGUGGCCGUCCACCCGUUCGACCUCUUCAGCCACCUGCCUGGUUUUAAGGGCAUCCUUCGGAGCAGCCCUCUCAGUUCACUGCCUGGUUUGGUGGCCAUCCUCCCAGUCAGUCACCUAAGUUUUCUGUCUGGUCUCAAGGACGUUUUCCAGAGCAGCCCAUUCAGUUCCCUGCCUGGGUCAGUGGCCAUCCACCAGAACAGCCUUAUCUGCUUCCGCUCUGUUCCAAAGGUGGACUCUUCAGCCUCCUGCCUGCCUGAACUAAUUCAUCAGCCAUCUGCCUGGUCCCAAGGACAUAUAGCCGGAACCACCUCACCAGCAUCCUGCUGGAUCCAAAGGUCGACCGCCAGAGUUUAUAUAUUGUGCCUGAUCCAGAGGUCAUCCUCCUGAGUGGCUUGGCCACUCUCCUGCCUGGGCCAGAGGUCAUCUGCCAGAGUGGCUACUCCAGCUUCCUGCCUAGUCCCAGGAUUGUCCAUGAGAGUGGCCACUCCAGCUUCCUGCCUGAUCUUAGGAUUGCCCACCAG